Molecule: messenger RNA, 1134 nt
Organism: Stylonychia lemnae
Lineage: Eukaryota; Ciliophora; Spirotrichea; Sporadotrichida; Oxytrichidae
Source: the annotation of a GenBank genome assembly
AUGACUUAAAAAAAUUGCGAUAGCUUUUUUGUAGCUUCACAAGAAUAAUUGAAUUAACCAUUACUUGGCAAAAGUGAUGAUGAAACUUCUGGAAAUGGCAAAAAAAUAAAAGCUUAAGUAAGUAAAUAAAUAUUUGCUGACAAAUUGUUUGAAUAGAAUGAAAAACCAGCUAAUAAAAUUUUUUGGAUAGAAACAAUGUUCGGAUCUUUAGUUUGGGGUGUCUCAAGUUUUAUUUAUGGACUUUUAGAUAAAUAAGAUUUCGCUGUAACUUGUUUAUCUUGGACAGGGUUUAUCUUUAUAAGUCUGUCAUACAAAAUUUUCGAGAUUUAUUCUACACCUAAGUCUUCAAGAUAAGAUAUUUUUGAAAGUUUCAUUGGCUAAAUGAGAAAUAAAGAAAAUAGAUGGCACGUAGCAUUCAGAUCUAUUAACUUCUUCUUAAUGAUUUGGCUUGUUAUCUAGAUAGGUGACUAUUCACAGAGAGCAAAUAUGAACUAUGGAAUUAUAUUGAGCCUUAACUGUCUAUCUUCAGUGUUUCUAGCAAUAAUUGCUUGGAUUUUUUUCGGAGAGAGAUUUGGUAUGAUAACAAUAUUAGGUAUGCUAAUUGUGUUUUCAGGAACAGUUCUGAUUCUUGUAUCAAGAUCUGAUCCAAAGUCUGAAGAAAACUAAAGAGUCAAUAUAUACUCUGAAGAAGAUAGAACCUACUACAGAUAUUUGGCAAUUAUAAUGGGAGUUUUAUAUGCUUGCAUUGGUACAAUUAGAGUUAUUCAGGCAAAGUUCUUAAAUAAAAAGAAUGGAUAUUCCCCUAUCUAGUUCUCAAUCGAUGCUGCUUUUGUUUGUGGUAUGAUUCUAUUUUGUAUUUCAGCAUACUACUUUGCAGUUGGACAUCCUACUUACACUUUAUACAACUUUGGAGUUAGUUUUUUGGCUUCUAGUCUCACCCAGGUGUGGAGUACAGUACUUCUCAGAGCUAUUGUAAAAGGUGUUGCUGCCCCAACAUCUGCUAUUUCAAAUACGAAUCCAAUUUACACAACUAUAUUAACUGCUAUCUUCCUAGGAUUGACUCCUAACAUUUUGUAGUUUGCUGGAAUGCUAUUAUCAACAAUCGGAGUGGUCAUUAUGAUUCUUCUGAAAUGA